This is a messenger RNA of Penicillium brasilianum, 1707 nucleotides long. The record is from the annotation of a GenBank genome assembly. NCBI's taxonomy places the organism in Eukaryota, Fungi, Ascomycota, Eurotiomycetes, Eurotiales, Aspergillaceae.
AAAAAAUCCGUUAUCAGUUGUGGCCUCAGGCGAACGGUUGCCCCGCCCCCGUUUGUUUAUUACUUUACUCAGCCCGUACCAACCGGCGAAUCAACCCUUCCCCGGCGCAUCAUCGGAUCCCUCAUUUCUCCAACUCUUGCAACCCAGGGACUAUGGCGUUCUUCUUCAAUCGUGGCCGGUCGCGUCAACCAGCGGAUGUGGUCCGCUCCACAAAGGAAUUGCUGCUCAGGGUCCAAGAAUCACCAAACAACCAAAAGGCCGAUGAGGAGCUGGCAAAGCAGCUCGGUCAGAUGAAGGUCAUUGUACAAGGAACACAAGAGAUCAACACAUCACCCGAUCAGGUCCACGCUUUAGUCCAAGCAACUUUACAGGAAGAUCUACUCUAUGAUCUAUCACGGAAUAUUCACCUUCUCCCCUUCGAAGCCCGGAAAGACACGCAGACCAUCUUCUCUCAUAUCCUACGUUUCCGCCCCGCCUCGUAUGCGACCGAUAAAGACCCUCCGGUCAUCUCUUACAUCGUUCACAAUCGACCAGAGAUCCUUGUUGAACUAUGUCGGGGGUACAUGCAGAGCCAAAGUGCCAUGCCAUGCGGUGUGAUUCUACGAGAGGCCCUCAAGUUUGACGUGGUCACAGCGGUGAUAUUAUAUGACCAGUCACAUGAAGGCGAACCUGCGGUCCGGCUCUCGGAAUUAAAGCCCAACCUUCCACAGAAUGGUGAUGGUGUGUUCUGGAACUUCUUUGAGUGGAUUGAUAAAAGCAAUUUUGAAGUCAGCGCCGAUGCCUUUACAACUUUCCGGGAAAUCUUAACGCGCCAUAAGAGCUUGGUGACUGCAUAUCUUGCGACCAACUUUGAACUGUUCUUUGGGCGAUUCAAUAAUAUCCUUAUCCAGUCUGACUCCUAUGUCACCAAACGACAAAGCAUUAAGUUGCUGGGUGAGAUCCUACUGGACCGUGCCAACUACAAUGUGAUGAUGGCCUAUGUGGAGAGUGGGGAUAACCUCAAACUAUGUAUGAAGCUGCUGCGCGAUGAUCGCAAGAUGGUGCAGUACGAAGGGUUCCACGUUUUUAAGGUAUGUCAGGCUCGCCGAUCCACCGUCCGUCAUCUGGCGAUCUGCGAUCCACGAUCCAAGGGGGAGAAUGCACUGACCGAAACAGGUAUUUGUCGCCAACCCGAACAAAUCAGUAGCAGUACAGCGAAUUCUCAUCAACAAUCGCGACCGACUAUUGAGAUUCUUGCCUAAGUUUUUGGAAGACCGAACGGAUGAUGACCAAUUUACGGACGAGAAGAGCUUUUUGGUGCGCCAGAUUGAACUCCUUCCCAAGGAGCCAGUCGACCGGGGUCGGCCUACUCGGGAAUCCUAGUCUGGGGCCAACACGGCCGUGGUGGCUUAAAAUGACAUGAAUCUAAUGCUGGGCCGUUGGUUUGCAAUGACCAUUCUAUGCUAUUUUCUUACGUCUCCUUCUUCGGGUUUGACCUGUCUUCCAUUCCACGCUUCGAAGAUAUUUUGUUGGUCGAGCUGGGGUUGUUUGCACCCCUUUGCAUUUGGCAGCUAAUGGCCUACUAGAUUUACAGCCUCGGCUAUGGGAGUUUCACGCGAUUCUUUUAUUUCGGUGUACAGUGUAGAUGUGUUUAUUAGGGGUCUCUAUUAGGUUGUGCCAGAAUUGAACAGGUUCUUGGUGGAUAACAAUAUACUUCAUCCUUCAUAA